GAUGAGGGGCUGCACAGCGAUCACAGUUUUACUUGUCUGCAGCCAGAGCUGCAUCUCUGAGUCUCACACUGUGAAGGUCCAGUCUGGUGAAGACGUCACACUGAUGUGCUCCAAGAUUUCCACCACUAUAACUCCCACAGAGUGGUUCCGAGUGGUCAACAGAACAAAGCCCAGCUGCAUCUCCUCUAUGUUUCUUGCUGACGCCAAUGUUUCAUACUGUGAUGGAUUUCAAAAUGGAAAAUUUGAAAUGAGUUCCAACGUCACCACUUUCUUUCUUAAGAUCAAGCGAGUGGAUGUAUCAGACAUCGGGCUGUAUUUCUGUGGAUUUUACAUAAAUUACCACACAGUCAUUUCCACUUCAGUUGAGCUAAAGAUUCAAGGAAAUAAUGAAUCCAAUGAUGAAGGGGAUCAUCAGACUGUCAACAAACCUGACAGAACGACACACUUAAUGAGCGUGAUCCUGGGUGGUGUGACUGCUGGGCUCACCAUAGUAGUCAUUGUGCUGGCUGUACAAAUCUGGAAGCUUCAGAAAGCUGUGAAUGGAGGAUCACAGGCAGAAAAAAGUGAGAAUCUGAGGUCAGAUGACGUGAACUAUGCAGCUGUAACUUUCCAGGCAAGAUCGAAAAGAAGCCGCAGGCCUGCACCUGUCAGAGCAGUGGAGCCUCAUGUUGUGUAUGCCGCCACCAGAUAAACUGAGGACGCACCUGGAACUGCAGCUCAGAGUUCAACUCAGGCUUUUUCAUAUUCACCUGCUGAUGUAUUCGUGUGUGUGUGUGUGUGUGUGUGUGUGUGUGGGGUGAAAUGAGUCCGAGCAAAAAAUAAAGUUUCUGUAUUCAGGCUGAACAUAUUUGAGCUUGUUUUCUGUCUGUGCUGUGGUCAAAGUCUUUGUCUCUCCUGUUACGUCUGCUUGUUGUCUGAGAGGAGAAAGAAAACUCAUUGUGAUAGAGGAGGAGUCACAGAAGGUAGAGAUGAGUGUGAAACGCUCUCACGGACAGAGCAAAGUGGUCUGCAGUGGGAGGAGUGAAAUGUACAUCAGCGUUUGACAGGAAGAGACGGCAAAGUGUGGUCUGAGCACAAGAGAGGUGAAAACCAAAAGGCCUUGAAAGUUAAAAGCUCUGUUGGACAGCAUCAAAACACUGUAACUGUCAUGAAAUUAAAGCAGCUGCUCUAUUUAGACAUUUAAAA
Messenger RNA from Stegastes partitus (bicolor damselfish), 1185 nucleotides. RefSeq lists its product as uncharacterized. NCBI's taxonomy places the organism in Eukaryota, Metazoa, Chordata, Actinopteri, Pomacentridae. The transcript is spliced from 6 exons. Gene Ontology annotation, biological process: response to bacterium. The record is from RefSeq and is a predicted model, not a curated record. The coding region runs from base 2 to 691 and encodes 229 amino acids.